AGAAGGACAAAAAGACAGAGCAGGAGGGGGGUGUUGAGAGUUUAGUGAGUGAGAGUCAAAGUGAAUCUGAAUCUGAGAGUGCAGUGAGUGAUGUGAGUCUAGAUGACAGUGAUUUUGAUGAGAGGUGGGACUGGAGGACAGUUUUAGAGGUUGAAGGAGAUGAGAGGCAUCCAGAUAGUACCUCAGAGGAAGAUGAUGAUGCAUUUGUCAAUGAAGUAGAUUUUGACAAUGAAGAUGGUUCAUCUGAUGAGUUGGAAUCUCCACCAGACACAGAUGAUGAGCAUUACCAACCACAGAAGAAGUACCCAAGAUUCAAGUUGGGUCCAGAAGGCACAGAAGUAAAAUUUGAAGUUGGUCAGAAAUUUGAAGCAUCUCAAGUAUUUAAGACAGCCAUCAGAGAAUAUGCUCUUCAGAGGAGGAAGAAUUUGAUAAUUGAGAAGAGUGAUAGUAAGAGAGUGGUUGUCAAGUGUGAGGGAGAGUGCACAUUCUACUGCAGGUUGUCCAAGUAUAAGCAGAAUAACUUCUAGCAGAUUGUGAGUCUUGUAGAUGAACACACAUGCUAUAGGACAGCAAAGAAUAGACAUGCCAGGCCACAAAUCCUUGCUAAGAAGUUGCUUCCAACUAUAAGACAUAAUCCUGGAUUGAAAUGCAAGUCAGUGAUAGCUGAGGGGCAGAUAAGGUGGGGUGUUGUCCUUAAUAGGUUUCAAGCAUCCAGAGUUAAGGCAGCUGCAAAGAAGAUGAUUGAUGGGGCAGAAAAGGACCAAUACACUAAUCUCAGGAGCUAUGCUGAUGAGCUUCUUAGAAGCAAUCCACAAAGCACAGUCAUCAUCAAGAGCUCUCUUGGAGCAAAUGGUCCUGUUUUUGAAAGGAUGUAUGUUUGUUUUGCUGCUUGCAGGCUGGCAUUUGCACAUCAUUGUAGGCCACUGAUUGGACUGGAUGGCUGUUUUCUGAAAGGUGUGUAUGGAGGGCAGCUCCUUUCAGCUGUUGGAAAGGAUGGGAACAACCAGAUGUUCCCCAUUGCAUUUGCCAUUGUUGAAGCUGAGACCAGAGACUCCUGGGAGUGGUUUGUAGCUUUAUUGCUUGAAGACCUGAACUUGGUAAAGCAACAGAGAUGGGCAUUUAUUUCAGAUCAACAGAAGGGUCUAGUUCCCACUUUACAGUCAUUAGCAGGUGAUGUGGAGCAUAGGGUUUGUGUGAAACAUGUGUAUGGUAAUUGGAGGAAGAAAUACCCAGGAAUGGAAAUGAAAGGUGCUUUGUGGGCUGCUGCAAGAGCAUGCACUGUUCCACAAUUUGAUAGGGCUAUGGAGAAGCUGAAGGAGAUGAAUGAACAAGCAUGGAUGGACCUCUGUCAGAUACCUGUCAAGCAAUGGUCAAGGGCCCAUUUUAGCACUAAUUCUCUGUGUGACCUACAAGUGAACAAUAUGUGUGAGGCUUUCAACAUGGCCAUUCUAGAACAUAGAGACAAGCCAAUCAUUUCACUGGUUGAAGGAUUGAAGCGCUAUAUCACCUCUAGGAUUGUGAAGCAAAGACAAUUAAUGAUGAAAUAUAGAGGGAAUAUAGCUCCUAUGAUUCAACAAAAAUUAGAGGAUAACAAGAGAGAAGCAGAAAGUUGGCAUCCUAAAUGGAAUGGGGACACCGAAUACUCUAAAUUUGAGGUUUCAAGUGGUCCAUUUUUGAAGUAUGGUGUGGAGAUCAAAGACAGCCAUUGUGCUUGCAGAAAAUGGGACUUGACAGGAGGGAUACAUUUCUAG
This is a messenger RNA of Lotus japonicus, 1751 nucleotides long. RefSeq lists its product as uncharacterized. The record is from RefSeq and is a predicted model, not a curated record. Bases 738 to 1751 code for a protein of 337 amino acids. Lineage: Eukaryota; Viridiplantae; Streptophyta; Magnoliopsida; Fabales; Fabaceae. The transcript has 4 exons.